CCGCUGUCUGCGCGACUGUUGGUGAACAAGGAACUGCUGUUUGCGCUGCGCUGCAUCCAUUGACAUAUGUAAAAGGCUCCAUCUCUGCAGACACAAGAGGGAAAGACGUAACGUUACUCUGAAACGCCGAAGACAUCAUUAUUUUGGACUGACUGGUGUUCGUGUUGUCACUAACGAUGUUAAGCUUGCGGGCGCUGUCCGCAGUUUCGGUGGGGCUAGUGCAGUUGUCCCGGCGCUACCACACUGGGGCAGUGCGAGGGUCUGGCCGCAGGAGGCUGAUGCUGGCAGCCCUGGCUGGGGUAACUGGUGUCUCUGCUAGUGCUGGGCUGCUCUGGAAAAGAGCGUAUGCAGAGGCAGGGCCUUCCGUCCGACACUCUGAGCAGCCAGGCGGAGAGGGGGGGGAUUUCGUGAAGGAGGCUGAUUCUGAGGCCGAGUCAGAGAAAUCGGUGGAGGCCAGCAGUGGAGACGAAGAAGCAAAUGAAGGUGGUGAGGAAAAAAAAAAGAAGCCACGCUCUGGAUUUCGUGACCGCAAGGUGAUGGAGUAUGAGAACAGGAUAAGAGCCUACUCAACUCCAGACAAGAUUUUUCGCUACUUUGCCACGCUGAAGGUCAUCGGCGAGCAUGGAGAUGCUGAGGUUUACAUGACGCCCCAGGACUUCAUACGCUCCAUCACACCUAAUGAGAAGCAACCUGAGAACCUAGGCCUGGAUCAGUUUGUUGUGAAGCGAUAUGAUGGAAAGGACUUCUGGCAGAUGGAGAAGAUCGCCCAGGAGAGGGAGAAGUUUGCAGAUGAGGACAGCAUAUUUUUCACAUUGGGAGAAUGUGGCCUUAUCUCCUUCUCUGACUACAUCUUCCUCACCACGGUGCUGUCCACUCCCCAGAGGAACUUUGAGAUUGCUUUCAAGAUGUUUGAUCUGAAUGGUGAUGGAGAGGUGGAUCUGGAGGAGUUUGAACAGGUCCAGAGUAUCAUUCGUUCCCAGACCAGUAUGGGCAUGCGACACCGCGACCGCUCCACCACAGGAAACACCCUGAAGACGGCCGGCUGCAGCUCUGCUCUCACCACAUACUUCUUUGGAGAAGACCUGAAGGGAAAACUUACCAUCGGCAGCUUUCUGGAGUUUCAGAGGAAGCUGCAGCAUGAUGUGCUCAAACUAGAGUUCGAGAGGAAUGAUCCUGUGAACGGCAGAAUCAGCGAGAGACAGUUUGGGGGUAUGCUGCUGGCCUAUAGUGGCGUCCAGUCUCGUAAACUCAAGCAGAUGCAGAAGGGCUUGAAGAAGAUGUUUAAGGAUGCACAGGGCAUCACAUUUGAGGAGGUGGAAAAUUUCUUCACUUUCCUAAAGAAUGUGAACGACGUGGACACAGCCCUGAGUUUCUACCACAUGGCUGGAGCCUCCAUAGAUAAAGUUACCAUGAAGCAGGUGGCCCGCACCGUGGCCAAAGUGGAGCUGUCGGAUCACGUGUGUGACGUGGUGUUCGCUCUGUUCGACUGCGACGGGAACGGAGAGCUUAGUAAUAGGGAGUUCAUAGCCAUCAUGAAGCAGCGGCUCAUGCGCGGGCUGGAGAAACCCAAGGACAUGGGCUUCACUCGGCUGGUGCGGGCCAUGUGGAAGUGUGCCCAGGAUACCGCCUGGGACUUUGCCAUACCAAAAACACAAUAGAGACAGGAGGCAACGUGUGAGUGGGAGAGAGAGAGACAGCGUCUGGAUAAAGCAACAACACCAGUAGCAUCAAAGACACGUUACCUUCUACACGUCUCUGCUAUUUAACCCUUGUGUUGACUUCGGGUGAAAUUGACCCGUUUUCAAUUUUUGUUUUAUAUCAGAAAAUACGGGACGUAGAAAUUAGCGCUGAAAAUGUAUAGAAGAAAAAUUUAACAAUUUAAAACGUUGGAAAAAGCAGAAACAAAGGCAUCAAAACCCCCCAAAAAAGGCGUCAAAAACGUCGAACGUCGUUUUCAAGGUUGCUGGGAAGACGACACAAGGGUUUUACACAGACAAUAAGUGCAAUGAACUCCUUUGGACUGCAGCUCUGAGGAGCAUCAUCAAUUAUUAAUGCAUGUAGCUAUAGUUCAAACUAUCAAUAUAGUUACUGAAGCAUGCUGACACAGCGCACUGUGUCCUGUAAGGCUUCUCUACUGUGGUUGUCCAAGGCAUCAUGGGUAUUUCACAAUGUAUGUUAAUAUAUACAAGGUUUGUAUGUUUAUUUUUGCCAUGUUCUAUAGAGGAAUGCAGGGUCAGCAGACAAGGUGCAAUCCUUUGUCAAACGCUGAAAACUGCUUUUUUUUAUAUCUGCAUUUAAGAUGUUUUACUGCAAAAAGGCAAGACGAGAAGCGGAAUCAAUCUUAUUUGACCUUCCGCUGUAUAAAUGCCGUAUUAUGUCUGUUCUAUACGGACAACAGACCCUUAGUUACUUUUUUGGUGGGACAGAAAUCAGAAGUCUGUAAUCUUGUUUGCACCUCUUCAUUCAGUCUGCUCACUCCAGCUGCAUCUUUACCUCCUGUUAUUUUGUCCCAUAAAAGAUCAGUGAUGCUUGUCUUGCUCUACAAUGUACUGUUCAAAGUGUGUAUUCUUCUAAUUAUUAUUGCCCACUGAAACACUUUAUUAUAAGAUGGAUGUUAAAAGAAAUGCUCUAUUAAAGAUGUUUUUAAUAAUUUAAAA
Perca fluviatilis (European perch) is the source of this 2657-nucleotide messenger RNA. It is a transcript of the gene micu1, whose product is annotated as mitochondrial calcium uptake 1. The transcript is spliced from 14 exons. Lineage: Eukaryota; Metazoa; Chordata; Actinopteri; Perciformes; Percidae. The record is from RefSeq and is a predicted model, not a curated record. The coding region runs from base 177 to 1658 and encodes 493 amino acids. Gene Ontology annotation, molecular function: calcium ion binding. Gene Ontology annotation, cellular component: uniplex complex. Gene Ontology annotation, biological process: calcium import into the mitochondrion; mitochondrial calcium ion homeostasis.